AUGACCACAGCUGCAAAAAAAGAUGAAGGUUACAUGAUGAUGUCACAUUUCACAAGUCUUGUUAGUAACGGGAAUUCUGCGCCUGAAAGAGGUGAAUCUACCCCGACACCGCCAACGAGUAUCCAAAACAGAUCGACUACUGUCGCCUUUACAGGGUCCCUGAAGCUCGUUGAUGAUGGAAAGACUGACGCUACAGCCGUUCCAUCGGUCCCCGAGUUACAACCAACCUCCACAUCACCGUUUGCACUACCGAGCGGCAAUGAGAACCUCCUGCAGCAGAAUACGGAAGACACUGGGACUAAUUAUAGACAUGUGUACACCUUGCCAUCGCAACAAGGAGAGUUAAUGCAGCGUAAUGAUAGUAAAAAUUACGAAGAUCCGUACGUGAGCUUCGUACCUCAUACUGAAACCAAUAGUCAAGCACCAACUAUCUCACCAUCAGCGUCGUUCACAACACCUGGAAAGGUUGAGAAUCACGUACAGCAGGAUGGCAAAUCCCAGACCACCACAUUAGAGUACAACUAUGAAGAUGGUGUCACCACUCCACAAUAUGUGCCCUUCACACCUCUUGCUAAUAUCAAAAACUUCAAGGAGCAGCAUGGAACCCCCCCAGCUAAGGAUGUUGAGACACCCAUGAGAUCACCAUCGACAUCAUUCAUGACUCCAGAUGAAAAUGAGUUCAUGUGGCAGACUGGUGAGCCCAACGGCACAAGAGUUGAGGCCAGUGAUCACAAUGAUGCAGAGACCACUACAACCCAGGAUGAGGACUACACACCGCGCUGUUAUACAAAUAAUUUCAAGGAGAAUCUUGAUGAAUUCAACGCUACUAUUUCCUCUUCAUCUCAGGAAACUGGAACACCCACCAUCUCACCAUCAGUUCUUGGUGAUGAAGACGGACUGAAGCAGAAGAAUGUUGAAACCACUGCUGGAUCAAUUGAGGCUAACCAUGAUGAUGCAGGGUCAACCACACGUCACUAUGAACACAUCGCAUUACGCACUAGUACUAAUAAUCCCAAUGAACACGAUGGGAUAUUCAUCACUACUACUGAAUCAUCAGCUCAAGAAACUGGAAUAGUUACCACUUCACAAUCAACGUUGUCUUUUGUCCCGAAUAAUGAUGUGAGUGGCACGCAACAAAAUGGAGUACCCACUGUCACAACAUUCGAGGUCGAAUAUGAUGCUAAAGUGACCACCACACCACAGUAUGAUUAUUUCAUACUGCCCACUAGUACCAAGAAUUCCACAGUGCAGGACAAUAAUUUCAACACUAUCACGGUCUCGUCGGCUCAAGAAAUCGGGACUAUUACCACCUCCCCAACAAAAUUGUUCACUGUUUCUAAUAACGAUGUGAGUGACACGCAGCAGAAAGGAGAAAACACCACUGAAGCAUUCGAGAGCGAAAAUGAUGCUGAAGUGAGCACCACACCACAGUAUGUUGACUUCAUACACCGCACGGUUGCCGAGAAGUCCAGUGAGCAGGAUGAUGAUUUCAGCGCUAUACCUGCCUCGUCAGCUCAUGGUGUUGGAAUGACCACCAUCUCGCCAGUAAAGCUACUGCCGAUUCCUCAUGAUGGCGAGGAGCUUACGCAGAAGAAUGUUGAAUCCACCACGACAACAUUGGAGACCGACCAUGAUGGUAUGGAACCAACUACACCCCCAGCUGAACACUUUACACCACCCACUGUCACCAAGAAUUUCAUGGAAGAGGCUGGUCAACUCGACACUAACACGCCUUCAUCAUCUCACGAUAUUUUGCCAACCAGCACUUUACCAUCAGUGCCAGUGGCAGAGCAAGCAGAUCAUGAAAACUGCACACAGCAGGAAUGUGAUUCCGUUAGCACCACAGUUGCUGUGUAUCCGGAAGAUAACUUUACCACCAUGGCACCACUAACGCCAGUCACCGUGCCUGCGGAUGGUGGCAAUAUUGAAGAGCACAGUGGUGGACCAAAUACCACAUUGAGUCCGGAACCUGAUGAAGAUGAGUCUACUACCACACCAUCGUUCCCACAGCCAGUUAACGAUAGUAAUAUCACAUUGCAAAUCAAUAAAUGUAAGGGCACCAGCGUUGGUACCAAGCAGGAAAAGCACUCUACAAUGUCAUUUCUAGCGAUUUUCAAAAUACUGGCAGGUAUGUGUGACGAGCCAGAUGUCACAUCGACUCCGCCAUCUAAUGAAGAGGCUUCAUAUAACACAACAGCGAAACAAGACAGUACAAGUAUCUCUAAGGACGAAGCAGUGGAUGGCAACAAAACUGAAAGCCGUUAUCCAUCAUACACUGGAUCUUCUCCUGACGACUUACUAAUGUUGCACAAACUACACAUUAGACUGGUCAAGAUAAUGUCUGUCAUCUUAGGGGCGGCAGUAGCUCUCACUUUGAUCAUCUUUGGAUUCAAAUACUGCAGGAAACAUAGACGAGGCGACCGCACAGCUGUUUCUCCUCACACUGCUGAACUUCGUGAAGCAGGUCAACCUUCCACAUCUCAGGCUUCUACUUCCGAAGAGCCCGUUAUAAGAUUUCGAGAUUUGCUGUCUCGUGAAGAGAAUAAUUAG
Molecule: messenger RNA, 2550 nt
Organism: Schistocerca gregaria
Lineage: Eukaryota; Metazoa; Arthropoda; Insecta; Orthoptera; Acrididae
Product: mucin-17-like
Exons: 1
Coding region: 1-2550 (849 amino acids)
Source: RefSeq, a predicted model, not a curated record